AUGGAUUCCGUCUUUAACACAGCCUACAAAUUAUUCUGCAAGGAAGUCAUUGAUGACCGAAUAUGCAAGAAUCGUGAGAUUUUCUUUCUGACGAAGUUGGUUAAUAUUUUUCGGAGCUAUAUCGAUAAGUGUGGAGAUCGAGAGGGUGAAGAAGGUUCGAGGUACAAGGCCGGUAACCUAAAGAAACGUCUUCAGAAGAGCCAUCCCCAGCUUGUUUUCCAUGCUCCUGGGAGAAGAAACAGAAGUACGCUAGUUUUUGCUGAGAACCUUUCUGCAGGUUCACUGGCAGAGCAUUUAAUAAUGUCUGAGGAAGAGAGCUCUGAUGGUGAAAAAGGGUGUUCCGAUACCGAAGAGGAGAGGUACUGUGCUAGCACUUCUACGCGGUAUGUUGAAGAAAGUAACCAUGUCAAAUUGUACAGAGCAGCUUUUAUUUUAAAGAAUAUCAUCAAGGAUGUUCCUGUCUUCCAUACUCGUUGGCCUCCUACUGCAGAUGAUUUUAACAAAGAAGCAAUUAUUCAAACUGUUCCAUAUGAACUGUUUAAUUUCUUCUGCUGGGUGCUUGGUCUGUCGGACGAACCAUCCUCCGAAUCUUUGAGAGGUUCAAUUGCUGAGAGUUAUGAAUGUAAAAUUGAUUCAAUUGCCCAGGAUGUGGUCUAUUUAUCAUCGAAAGGACAAAAACAAACUCCAAAGUCAUUGUCACUUGGAAUCUUGAUUAGGCAAUUGACGGGGUCUGCCGAAGUCAUAAAUGUUUUGAAUUCUUUUGGCCACUGCGCAUCAUAUGACACAGUAAUACGCCAUGAGACAACUUUGGCAACCAUUCAGUCCAACAACCAAUCAUUCGUUACAAGAGACAUGGUUAAGAAUCAGCCCACAGUCUUGGUUUUUGACAAUCAAGACUACAACGAAGAAACAAAGAGUGGAAAGGGUCAAACACAUAUCGCUGCUGGUAUUGCUGUGCAAAGGCAACAAUCGCAGCCCGAUAAAAGAGAGCCAGAAGGAAAUAUCAGCAAAAGAAAAAGAAGCUUGACCUUGAAAGAAGAGAGAUUACCUGCUCAUCACAUAGGAAAGAAAAAGUCGCUAGAUGUUUACCAUUUAUCAGAAUAUAUAUCCACCGAUAUUGCCGAACAUUCGAGGCAACAAGAAUUCUCUCGAAAGCUUGACUUGGCUUACGCAUUAUGUAAGUUGCAAUCUGAAGAUAAUGGUGACAACAUGCCCAGUUGGACAGGGUUCAAUACUCUUUUGCACCCAGAUGUUCCUGCAAUGUCUACAAUUAGCUAUUUACCGAUAAUCGAUAAUCCUAUUACAGAACGAAUAGUCGACAAUAAAUGA
Molecule: messenger RNA, 1329 nt
Organism: Paramuricea clavata
Lineage: Eukaryota; Metazoa; Cnidaria; Anthozoa; Malacalcyonacea; Plexauridae
Source: the annotation of a GenBank genome assembly